GAGGUGGUGAAUUUUCUUCAUCUUGAUUCAGAAUUUGCCGUAAAAUCAGUGAACGACGCCGAGAGUAUGACCAUUGAAGUAUUCCGUUCAUCCACCAUCCUCUCGUGUGAAAACUCUUUGAAUAUUCAUCGGAGGAUCCAACUGGGUGACAUCCCCAUCCUCAAUGUACAGUGACCAAUAGGAAAGAGCCUUCUGGUUUCCAGACUCUAUUAUGACUGAUCGUGAGGCACUCAAAAUGGCAGCAAAUCCUGGCCUCGCGAAUCCAGGGCCUGCUCCGACGUCCCUGCAUGACCGACUCGGCCUGUUCGCAUCUCUUCAUCAGACCCCGACGCUACGGGCCAUUCGGCGACUGUCCGUUCAUGACCGGUCAAAUAGUGACUCAAAUCUGGCCCAUCCGGACCUCCAGCGUUGGUCUAUGUCCAGCUUGAUGGUCAAUAAACAUGAUAUAACGUUACGUCCCGAUGCGCAUCUGAUCGUUUACUGGGAUAUUAAAGAUAGCGUUGAUGUGAACGACUGGAUUGGACUGUAUCUAAUUGGGGAAAAUUCUCCGACAAAUUUUCAGAGUUUCAAGAACAGAGGAUUGAGUGCGACUCACAAAGGACAAAUCGUUUGGCAUCUGGACUCUGAGACUUGUUUUACAAAACCUGUCACCAGAGUUUGUUUCAAGUAUUACCACGGCACAACGGGAGAGCUUCGAGCGAUCACACCAACAAUCACCGUCAGGAACCCUGAUGCUAGCGAAGAUGACGAACCCUCCCCGGACAAUGGACCUUUCUUUCAUAUUUGCAUCAGCGAUCUGAAAGGAAUGGGGCUUAAGAAAGGAAUGUUCUUCAACCCCGAUCCUUACAUCAAGUUCUCCAUCCAGCCCGGAAGGAAUCACAACCUGCCACUGUCAGACAGUCACUACGGACAAGACCAACGAACAACCAUCGCUGAAAAAACUGUCAUGCCCUCCUGGGAUGAUCAGGAGUUCCACUUCAAAGCCACACGGACUGACGUCCUUGAGUUGGAGCUGAAGGAUAAAUUUGUGCGAUCCCGGCCGAUCAUCAGUCGAUUCCUCGGACGGCUGGCCAUUCCGAUUCAACGUCUUGUCGAGAAAGCAGCUUUAGGAGAGCGCACCGUGACGUACAACCUUAACAAGCGCCACCCCUCGGACCACGUCAGCGGCUGUCUGACGUUCACCGUUGAGAUCGAACAGGAGGACAGCCCCGAAGCAGAUUCAGUCGUCAACGGAACCGCGGACCAACCUUUGGAUCAUGUGACACGCUCGGUAUCUGUACCCGCCAUGGCAACCCUACAUGAGGACAGGUCUCUAGAUGGUCCAGCCGUUUUACCUCGUGCCGUACAACAUCUAAACUCCAAUACUGUAGAGACCCCCACCCAUGCCAAGGCAGAUCGGACGAUAUCGGCACCUGCACAAUAUCUCGGGGGAGUUUCACGAGGUGUUAAGGUCGUGGCUCCGGACACCCCGACCGAGUCAAUAUCAAACCCUAUCUCCCAAGAGCAGCUCAGCCAAGCUGCACAAAGAACGAACACGCAGUCUAUCGGGGAAAUCCAGAGCAUACAAUGUUCUUAUGUAUUACCCGAUAAAAUGACAUCGAAUGAUAAGGGGAAAGGAGGGUCGGUGAGACGUACCUCGCCAAGCAGGCCGACAGAACUGCAUAUACCAGGUUCAAAGGCCACGAGUCUGCAACCAGAUGUCGUGGCGCCAGCAGUUGCCACCCAGACUGCUCUCUCACCGGAAUUUGGGAGUCGAAACGAAGGAUUGACUAUGAACGUCACGGCAGCGUCGUCGUUGACGAGAGAGCGAACCCCAGACGUGGUGGAGGAUACUAUGUUUCAAUUAACUUUGGAUGAUUCGGAGAAUAGUUCUGAGUCCUCUGUCCGAACUGAGAGGAGAUCUAACGUGGAGACGGUCUCAAGCCGUGGGAGAAGAUCUGACUCAGCCGCCAGCCUCGGGACGUCCAACAGGCCGUCGUCGAUAGACAUGAGUAGCUUUUCAGGACAUAAACGAUUCUCAAAUCAGCAGACCUCUGCUCUGAGUUCAUCAUUGCCUUCCAGACAAACCUCUACUCUUGCUGCGGAUCGUCUUCUUAGCAAUGAGAACCUUGUGGCGAGGGCGCUACUCAGCUCUUCACCCAUGAGGAUCCCACCCCUCUCUAACUCGCCGGGCGCAUCUCCAACAGCCUCCCCCGCCAGCCGACGCCGAGACAUCAGCGACAUCUCACUCCAGAAGGAAAUCGAGGAGGAGGUGAACAGACUACGGAUGCGGUCGGGGACGUCAAUGCCGUCGCGCGACCCGGAAACCCCGACGAAUACUCCAAUCGGUACCCCACUUAUAGACGCUGACAUGGUCGCACGCAGUGCACCAGAUGAUAGAUUACCGGGGAAGACGUGCGUAGCGAGCGUCGCUCAGAGUAAAAAAUUACAAGUGGUUAAGCCCUCAACACGGCAGGUGGAACCGAUCAAUUCUUCAACGAUGUCAGAAUCUGACCCUGGACCGAGGAAUAAUAACAACAGUCAGACUCAGCCAGUGAACAACGAACCACAAUCCCAAACAGCUGCCGUCCCCAAUGUCAUCAACCUGGCAAGCGAGGGCGGUAGUAGUACCAUUGAACCGCUAAGCGUAAACAAUAUCCAGCAUGCUGAGGCUGGUGGUGAAUCGUCACCGGACGGUGCCGUUUCGCAGGGUACAAGUAACCGGUCCACGACGGAAUCAGAGAGCUUCGAGUCGGGGACCAGUCAGUCUGUUGGGUCAGAAUCGUCAGACCCCAAAGGGCUUGAUGGGGAAGCUGGCCAGUCAGCAAAAGGGGGCGCUCACCCGAAUGAUAACGUAUGGCAACGGAGGAAAAAAUACAAGUCGUCGAGACCCAAUCUUAGAGUUAAUAUCACCGGGGUAACGACCGAUGGUACUGACCUAGAUGCAGAGAGGACCCCAACCACACCCGUGCUUACACCACAACGGGUUACCUACCAACGCUAUGAGUUACCAGCUGACGAGGAACCACUACCUAACAAUUGGGAGGCCCGAAUUGACCAGUACGGUCGCGUGUUCUACAUCAACCACGUCCAGCGAACGACGACGUGGACUAAACCCAAAAUCAGCCACGCUACUCAGCAAGAGCAUCAUGAGAGAGAUUCCCAACAGAGCAGACAACAACUGGAUCGAAGGUAUCAGAGCAUACAUAGAACGCUUCAGAGGCAGGACCAUGUGGCAGAAGAAAGCUCAUCUGCAUCAACGUCAACAGACAGUAUAGCUGAGAUUCAGACCCCACGAGGGCGCCAUUCAUUCCUAGAAGCACCGGCAGUCAAGUUCAUUACCAGACCUGAUUUCUUCACCAUCCUCCAUUCCAACGCAGAAGCCAAACAAAUGUUCCAGCGUAACUCCUCUGUCAAACACAUGGUCAAUCGGAUCCGUAGGGACCCUGGUAAAUUCUCGGACUACCAGCACAAUCGUGACUUGGUGGCAUUACUCAAUCUCUACGUUGAUCACCAAGCGGAGUUGCCAGGGGGAUGGGAGUCGAAACAAGAUAAAUCUGCAAAGGUAUUCUUCGUUGACCACACCUCCCACAGCACCACGUUCAUCGACCCACGUCUUCCAGUAGAGGUGACUGACCCCACAGUGAGUCUACUGCAAGUCCCUACGAGGGGGAGGAUGCGUAGCCGCAGUGAAGGAGAGGGCUUACUGGAUGGCGUCCAUGAAAAUGACUUCGGUGCCGGGGCGACAGCGGGACACGGCAAGAACAAAUCCGGUCCACCUAUUCAACCCAGACCCAAGGAGACUCUAAGACCUGACCCAGCCAAAGGCAAAGAUGACGCAGUUCCACUUGCAUACAAUGAGAAGGUAGUUGCAUUCUUGAGACAACCCAACAUCAUCGACAUCUUGAAGGAAAGGCAGGAGGACCUCAGCACAAACACCAAACUCAGGGAUAAAAUCCAUCUGAUCAGACAAGAAGGCAUCUCUGCUCUACAAAGAUUAAGUAACGACGUGGAACUAAUUAUGCUGUUAAGUUUGUUUGAAGAUGAUGUGAUGAGCUACACACCCACCAUGGCCCAGGCUUCCUCCCAGCUAAGAUCUUCACUGGCUAAUAUCUCGCCACACAACACCCCUCAGCCUUCCCCUCAUUCCUCACCAGUAGUUGGUAGAGCUAAUGCCAGGGCACCUGCACCGUACCGCCGAGAUUUUGACGCCAAGCUCCGUGGUUUCUACAGGAAGAUGGAGGCGAAGGGCUACGGUCAAGGACCGACAAAGUUGAAGUUGACUAUAAGACGCGAUCACCUUCUUGAAGAUGCGUUUGGGAAGAUCAUGGCCAUCAGCCGAAAAGACAUCCAGAAAUGUAAACUAUUCAUCAGCUUCCCCGGAGAGGAAGGUCUUGAUUAUGGAGGACCAUCUCGUGAAUUCUUCUUCCUGCUAUCAAGGGAACUCUUCAAUCCUUACUAUGGGUUGUUUGAGUAUUCGGCCAUGGACACUUACACCGUUCAGAUCAGCCCCAUGUCGGCAUUUGUUGAUAACUAUCUAGAUUGGUUCCGUUUCUGUGGUCGUGUCAUUGGUCUUGCCAUCAUCCAUCACUUCCUUCUAGACGCCUUCUUCACUAGACCCUUCUACAAAGCUCUCCUCCGCUCCUCAAGUCACUUGUCUGAUCUUGAAUCCCUAGACAGUGAGUUCUAUCAGAGCUUACUCUGGACUAAAGAGAACGACAUCACAGAUGUUUUGGAUUUGACGUUCACUGUUGAUGAGGAAACAUUCGGCCAGUUGGUUGAGAAAGAACUGAAACCAAAUGGCAAGAACAUUCAGGUGACUGAGAAGAACAAAAAGGAAUACAUUGAGAGGAUGGUCAAGUGGAGAAUUGAACGAGGAGUGAUGGAACAGACAGAGAGUCUUGUAAGAGGGUUCUAUGAGGUCGUAGAUACAAGGUUAAUCUCUGUGUUUGAUGCUCGGGAACUGGAGCUGGUCAUUGCUGGUACGGCUGAGAUUGACAUCCAUGACUGGCGGAAAAAUACUGAAUAUAGAGGAGGGUACCAAGAUAAACACCACGUCAUCAACUGGUUCUGGACGGCUGUAGAGUGCUUCGACAAUGAGAGACGACUCCGUCUUCUGCAGUUUGUGACUGGCACAUCAAGUAUUCCUUAUGAGGGCUUCGCAGCGCUGAGGGGAAGCAAUGGUCCACGUAAAUUCUGUAUCGAGAAAUGGGGCAAAGUAACCAGUUUACCACGGGCUCAUACAUGUUUCAAUCGUCUUGAUCUUCCAUCCUACUCGUCCUAUGCAAUGCUACUGGAGAAGCUUGUGAUUGCUGUAGAAGAAACAAGUACCUUUGGAAUUGACUAGAUGCUGCAGGCCCCAAAAUGCCACAUUUUGAACAAAUCCCCUCAGAAUACAUGUUGAAGAUACAGGGUACAGUUUCAUAAAACUGGGCCCAAUUUCACAGAGCUGCGCUUCGAAAGUAGCUAAGCCCCACAAAAAAUGCUUAGCAGAAAAUGUUAAGCAUUAUCUGCUUAAGCAGCUCUUUGAAAUUUGACCCAACAAAUGAUCAGAACAAUAUAUUGCUUAGCACAUAAAAAUCUUACCCAGCGGAAACAGUUUACCAGGUAAAAUACCAUGUAAUGUGUAUAGGUUUUGACUGGUUCCCUGCUCGUUUUUGGUUAGUAGGAGAAAUUUGCUGAGCACGAACUUCUGCUCAAUGGCUUUAUGAAAUUGGACCCUGUUUUUCCACUGUUGUUACGUGCCAACUUUUGUCUGGUGCCAAGAGUACCAAUGGAAAUUCCUGUUGACGAUAACAUAGUUCAAAAGGCACCAGUCUUUCAUGUUAAUUUGAUUCGCAUAGACGUGUGUGCGAGAAAUAAAAAACCUAAAUUUACACAGUAUCAUCUGUCAUGAAACUUUAUGGAGUAACCAAGCAUUUUAAGGCAAUCGGGGAAUAGGGGGACGGGGGAAAAUUGCGCAAUUCAUUGUUGAAUUCCUUCCCACUUGAUAAUUCUUUGCAACAAUUGAAAAAGGCGAUGUUACAUAAUUUGACAUGUCUUCAGUUGAGUUGAAGUUUCCAAUCGGAAACAUUUUUAACCCUCCUCUUAUACUAGCUAGGCCAAUCAAAUUGCAUUGUACAUGUCACGUGACCAUUCCCUUUUCAAAUCAUGCAUUCUGAUUGGUGGAUAUGUCUGUCUGUUUAAACUCUUUGUGAUUUUUUUUUCAAUUCAUGGCGAUACAUAAUAUUUAUAUUUAUAAAACUAUGCAUUGGUCAUCUUGUUAUAUAUUUUUUUGUGGAAUUUCUUUUGACAAUUCCAAUAAUUUCACUCAUUUUGCAUGGUGCUGGGAUUUUCAAAAUUAUUGAAAAAAAAGAUCAUGUAAAAAAUUGUUGGUAUAUUCUGCUUUAUUUACUCUGUAAAUCCAGUCCAAAAUUCUGUUAAAUUUAGUUAUGUAAAGAUCUUUUUUGACAGUUAAUACUGGAACAUAAAAUAAAUAUAUUCUGAUAAUAAUAUAUCACAAAGGAGUUUUGUUUAGUGGAGUCUAAAUAAAACACUCACAGUUGUACUCAAUAAAAAUUAUUGAAAAGAAUUUUACACCGUUAAUUUUUGUAUUGUUUGGUAAUCAUUCUAUUGUAAAAUAUAUAAAUAUAUAAAUCGGCCGAACUAUUUCAAUGUGAUAAACGAUGUCAAGUUAUAUUAUUAUUAUUUUUUUUGCCCCAUAACUGUUGUUUCAAAUAAAUUAUGUGUUAUUUGCAUGUGAUCGUUACAAAUUAUUACACGUAUAACUAUUGUAUGUAAUGAGAUAGGCAUUAUCAAUCAUAUUAUCGGUUAUGCAAAAAUGUAUAUUUUUCACAAAAAUAAAAAAUAAAAUCACAAAACAGGUAGUUCUUUAACUUUAACUAAUGCAACUGAUUACUAUUCAUCGUUUCAUUUUGUAAGUCAUAAGUAAAAACAACUGACUAUCAUGUUUUUAUCUAUGCAAAUUUCCUCUCAAGUGUUUAUACUAAGCCCUUUUCACACUACAAAGCUAAAUCCCAGGGAAUAAAAUCCCCAGGGAAUUCAUGUGGAAUUGUAACCCCACCAUUGCACUCGGGGAUGGAAAAUUUCAGACUUUUGUCUGAAUUCAGACUUUUUAAAUAAAUAAGUCCAUCUCUUUUGAUCAACUUUUCUAGACUGCUGAGGAUACUGUUCCUAAAAGCUCAUUGGAAUCUAUGGCCCUUUUCAAAACCACGGCUUCGGCUUUAGAUUCGGCUUCAAGCUCCAUCCUCGCGCCUGAAACCCUGAGCGCGUAUGCAAAACAUGCGCACUUGUCAAAACAACCAAGCUAACCUAAGCCGAAUCUGAAGCAGAAGCCGUGGUUUCGAAAAGGGCCAUACAACUCCAGUGAGUACCAUAAGGUGGAAUUUCCAUCAUUUCAUUGUACAUGUACCUCCUAAGAUCUGGUUCACAGUUUCAGAAAUUUUGUCGCCAGUGACUCUCGCCCCUGCACACCCAGUGCAAUUUGCGUUGCAAAAAAUUACCACUCGGUAUGCUAACCCCAGGGUUAACUCGCUUAACCCUACUCCCAAGGAGGGGUAACUAUUUCCCAUGGAAUUUUCUUUUCCCCAGGAAUUUGCCAGGUUUUAGCAGUUCAAGUGUGAAGGGCCAACUUACUUUUCCCAUGGAAUGUGCCUAGUGUGAAAGGGGCUUAAGAGUAGUUAUGUGUUGUUUGUGGUCUUGUCAUUAAAUCUUCCUCUAAAUAAUAAUCACAAUUAUCUACCAGUGUAGAUCCAUUUCACAACGCGGAGCGCACUUGCACACACAUCUCCAGUCCGCCAUUUUGAGUGUAAAAACUUCCACAAAAGGAUGCACCUCCGAAUAAUGCUCAUCAAUUUUGUUUCUGCCUUUUUGGGUGUCCAUUUCUUUUGUGCACGUUUUGACACACAAAAUGGCGGACAGAUGCAUGUGUAUGUGCGCUGCACGUUGUGCAAAGGGUCUAUUGAUACAGAAUCAUCUGAACUUCUUCAAAGUGGUAAACUUCCAAGUGUUAUUUCACAGUUCCAAGAUUGGUUCUUAAUUUUUUUAAAAGUUGUUAGAGAAAAUAUGCUAGAACUAGAGAGCGUUCUAGAAACCAUUCUCUGAACCAAUGUUGCUGACCUCUUAAACUUCUGAGCAGAAAACUCUAAAACAAUAUUUUUUGCUUCAAAAGCUCUAUGAAAUCGGGCCCAUGUUGAAUGGCUUCUGACUGGCACUCCAAACAAAGAUAUUGACAAAAUAGGGUGCCCACCAACAGUUAGGGCUAGGGCUAGAUGGCCCAGUUUGAAGAGCUCCUAUAUGUUAAUCCAGAGUUCACAUGUUCUACUUAAUUUGUCUUUGUUAAUUCCAAAAUUAUCAUAAAUUUCCCCAUGUCGUUUACAACGUUAAUUGUAACACUAGCUUCAUGUUUACGGCGAAUAUAUCAGUAUCAAUGUACAGUUUUCUUAGAACAUGUCAAAUCGCACAAAAACAUAGAGUUGCCCCCCCCCCCAUACUUUUCAUAUUGAGAAAUCCAGUGUUGGAAUUAAUUACCCAAUUGCCCGAAUAGUAAUUUACCCUCUGUCAUCAGUGUACAUACAUCUUCUAAUUGAAAACAAAUACAGUAUUCUUUAACUUGGAUUGAAAAUACCCCGCCAUAUUUACACAUUCCUUUUAUUUGAGAACAUUUUGUGUAACCUGCUCAAAAAAGUGUAAAUUAUCCACAAGUUGGUAUCUCAAAUUGUUAACAAUAUUGUUUGAUGGGGGUUAGAAUUGUGGUGACACCAUGUGCAAAAUCUCUUUCUCCUGAUGACGAUCAGAGCAAACUGAUAGAGCUGCUUAAGCAGACAAUACUACUUCAGAAUUUUCCGCUAUGCAGAAAUGAGCAGGAUACCAGUCAAAAAAAUUUCAUGUGACAUGGUAGUUUGGCUGGUAACCUUAUUCUGGUAA
Asterias rubens (European starfish) is the source of this 8904-nucleotide messenger RNA. RefSeq names its product E3 ubiquitin-protein ligase HECW2-like. Gene Ontology annotation, biological process: regulation of dendrite morphogenesis. The coding region runs from base 212 to 5326 and encodes 1704 amino acids. Gene Ontology annotation, molecular function: protein binding; ubiquitin-protein transferase activity. NCBI's taxonomy places the organism in Eukaryota, Metazoa, Echinodermata, Asteroidea, Forcipulatida, Asteriidae. The transcript is spliced from 26 exons. The record is from RefSeq and is a predicted model, not a curated record.